AUGAUGAUGUCAGACAUUGCUAAAGACAGAAUGGCUCAUUCAGUAAAGAAAAGGGGAAGUGUGUCCUCUCUAAGUGGUCAUGAAUUUUGGCAGAAAGAACUUCAUGGUUGCACCAAAAACUCCAUGAGUACUGUGUCUUAUACGGAUGAACCUGGCCAGCGGGAUGAUGCUUCUCGCCUAACAGUUCAGAUGGAAAACACCUAUCAACUGGGUCCUACCAAACAUUUCCCUGUGGUUAUUGUCAACCACAUUCUGAAAGAUGUGUUAACUAACUAUCUACGAGAAGAACAGUAUGAACCGGAGCUCUGUAGACAGAUGACCAAAACGAUUUCCGAGGUUAUUAAAGCCCAGGUUAAGGACCUGAUGAUACCACGGUAUAAGCUAGUUGUGAUUGUUCACAUUGGACAACUGAAUAGUCAGAACAUUUUUAUUGGAAGCAGAUGCCUCUGGGAUUCUAAAACCGAUACCUUUUCAUCUUAUGUUUUCAGAAAUUCUUCUCUCUUUGCUCUUGCAAGUGUCUAUGCAGUUUACUUUGAGUGACUGAAAAUAAGAAAUCGAGGUCUUACUUUUUUUAAUCAUGAAAUAAGCUGUAUCUUUGUACACAAAAGCUUUAUGGUCAAAAGUUUGAGAAACAACAUUAAUAUUUCAAACAACUAGACAUUUUGGACUUGUUCAUGCUCUGCUAAGAAUUGAGGGAGGGAAGUGUGGUGCAAGAAAGCUCUUGUUUAUCCAAAGGAAGAACUAAGUCUUGGUUCUGAUGGAUUGUUUUUCAUAGACAUGGAUUCUUU
Suricata suricatta (meerkat) is the source of this 788-nucleotide messenger RNA. RefSeq names its product Tctex1 domain containing 1 (gene DYNLT5). Gene Ontology annotation, biological process: microtubule-based movement. The record is from RefSeq and is a predicted model, not a curated record. Gene Ontology annotation, molecular function: dynein intermediate chain binding. Bases 1 to 540 code for a protein of 179 amino acids. The transcript has 4 exons. Lineage: Eukaryota; Metazoa; Chordata; Mammalia; Carnivora; Herpestidae. Gene Ontology annotation, cellular component: cytoplasm; cytoplasmic dynein complex.